AUGUUCCAGCCCAAGAUGCGACUCGCCGAGGAGAAAGACGUGGACCAGAUUACCCAGGUCUUCCUCACGGCCAUGCAGGACGACCAAGACCUUUUCCGCAGCUUCAUUUCCCCAGAGUACGACGACUGGUCAGUUGUGAUUGUCGAGGUUCUGGAUGAUGCCCAGGCGUGGCGCAUCGUCGCCUUUUCCGCGUGGGACAUUUCCUAUGUCAACAAGCGGGUUCAUGGGCCUGGAUACAUCCCGAACUCUCCACAGAACGACACCCGCAAAGCUGGCCACAGCCGAAGGGACACCGACCCCAAGCACCUGGCGGCCUUCCAGGCAGCCCUCAAAGAGAGCAACCAAAAGUACUUUAGCCAGUUCGUUUCGGACUAG
Fusarium keratoplasticum is the source of this 375-nucleotide messenger RNA. RefSeq names its product N-acetyltransferase domain-containing protein. The coding region runs from base 1 to 375 and encodes 124 amino acids. The transcript has 3 exons. The record is from RefSeq and is a predicted model, not a curated record. NCBI's taxonomy places the organism in Eukaryota, Fungi, Ascomycota, Sordariomycetes, Hypocreales, Nectriaceae.